CACAGGAGUACUUUACAUUUCCACAGAUGCAGCUUCCAAACCUGAAUGUCGAGUCAGUCGGACAGCCCCGGUGUGGGAACAGUCAGACAGCCAUUGCCUGGGACAAGUCAGUCAGACAGCCCCGGUGUGGAACGAGUCAGUCGGACAGUCCCAGUGUGGGAACAGUCAGUCAGACAGCCAUGGCCCGGGACAAGUCAGUCAGACAGCCCCGGCCUGAGACCCUUUGGGUGCUGCUGUAGCUGUACAAGUUCAGUGCAGCCUUCAGGUUGCCGUGUCCGUGUGCGUGCCUUGCCAGGCGGGGAGCCGGCUCGUACAGCCCUCUGCUGAGGGGACGCCAUGAGGGAGUACCGCGGGGUGGGAUAAGGGCGAGCAAGGCCAGAUACGCCAGCCCAGGGCUCGUUGCCUUGCGAGGGUGCCGCUGGAUGCCGGGGCACUCCUGCCCCUUAUUGGGAACAUCAGGGGCCCGCUGUUUCUCUUUCAGUUUCACCGCCGGGCCGGGGCAGGCCGAGCCCAACCGCUCCCCGCCGAGUGCCCCGCCGCGGGGAAGGCGCCGGGACGGGCAGUGCUCGGGAGGCAGCCGCCCUCUGCCCGCUCACCCGGACGCCGGCGGAAGCCCCACCUCGGCGGAACGGCGGCCAUGGCAACAGGACAAGCUGCUAAAUCGGCAAGGACAGUUGUCAUCGCUGGUAUUCCAGAUGGCCUUCUGCACGAUGAUGUCAUGACUGACAUACUGAUGAUUCAUUUCCAAAUGUCGAAGAAUAAUGGGGGAGAUGUGGAAGAAGUAAUGUAUCCAACAAUGAAAAAAGGAGUUGCGUAUGUAACUUUUGAAGAUGAAGAAGUUGUAGAGAGUGUUCUAAAGAAGGAUGAACAUCGACUAGAAGACAAGAGGUUGUCCAGAUACUAUCCGCUGAAAGUAACUCGUUACUGUGAAAACGUCUUCAGCUCUGUCACAUCUGUCCUCAACAUGUCUAUUUUCAAAGAUCAAUUUGUUUUAGAAGAUCUGAUACAAGAACUUAAAAAGAAGAGCACAGCUUUGAGCUUUGGUCCUUUGCAAUCCAAUGGGCAUAUUUCUGUUCAAGGGUCAUUUCCAGCGAUCACACUGCUAAGAGACUUUCUCUUACUAAAAGCAAAAUCCCUUUCAGAGAAGGACGAAAGAGAAGAAAGUAAGUCCCAUCAGAGACCAAAGAAGAGGCUACAGCAACACGGACUUACCACGGAGAUGAAUAAUUUUGUUCGUGAUGCAGAUGGGGAAAAACAAGUGGUUGUUCUUGACACUGAUACAUAUUACUACAUGAAGUACUUUUUUCCCAGCACGUUCCUAGUAAAUGGUGAUGUUGUAAUUUCUGACAUCACUGAUGGUGAUGUAACUACAGUAUAUAUUGAGAAUGCUGGAAGUAGGUCUGAUGCUGGACAGGUAUUAAGAGUCAAAGAGAAAAUUGAGAAUCAGUCUAUAAAACUCCAUAACAUUUUACGUAAAGAAAGGAUUUACUUUGAAGAGCGCAUCAGAGAUGAAAAGUGGAGAUACGAAUGUGUGUGUAGAAGUCUAAAACCCCACUACCCUUCUGUUUUGAUCACUCAUUAUGAUACUCACAUUGAUGUUAUAGGAAAUCCUUCUGAGGUUUUUGAAUUUACAAAGGAGGUGAGCAAUAAGAUUCAGAGCCUGUUUCGAACCACGUAGAUAGUUCGUGUUCGUGCUUUUUACACGUUGUGCUUCUCAUACAGCCUGUGCUGGUGCAACCUGUGCACCUCUGUGUCGCUGGAGAUCUGUCACGUUUCUCCCAUUCACAGGCUGGGAAGUCUGCACAUGAGGGUGAACAAGCCCAUUCCCCACAAAUACCAAAUUUAAUUCAGAACAGGAAACAGAUGAUCUCGGUAUCCCUCGUGAGCUUAGAGACAGUAGAAAUUAGGCCUUUUUUGUCUGGAUACAGCUACCUUUUUCCUUUUGUUGGCUGGAUUCUGGGCAUAUGCAUGCUUAUUCUGUCUUGGUGUCAGGGGGCACAGAAUGAGAAAAGAGGAUUUUUGAAAGAGUUCUCAUUAGCAUAAGAAGUCAGACUGACAAAGCUGGGCAAGCCACCCUGAAAUGAAAUACUGUGUUGAGUUAUGUUUCUUCGUGCCAGGAGCUGACCACUCAGAACAGGAAUGGUGGCCUUUUUCUGUUGCCUUUAUUUGCAGAAGGAAAUUCUUGUCAUUGAGAUGCACAAAGAAGGUAGAGCUUUGACACUUGAGGGGAGGAAACGCUUAUUAAAUUUACAGGCCUGUCAUGUCCUGAGAAAGUCCUUAGAAGAUGGCAUUGGAAGUUCUUGACAGUAGAAAAUAAGCGAGUUUGUUUUCAUAGGAGUGAUAAUGUGUUUUUUUCCAGCUGUAACAGCAUCCGCAGCAUCCUCGACAGAAUGUAAUUUAGACAUGAAAAGAUAUACAACGUUUCGAUAUGAAAAUCGUGGGACAUUUAGACUUUUGAAUCAGAGUCUGUUUAUGCAAUCCUUGUGCCCGGUGCAGUCAUAGAGUAGUAUUUCUGAUCCAAGUCAUCUCCUGUUGUAGAUACUCUGAACAGGAGCAGUCUUUUUUUCUGUGCAAAACUGAUGAGUUGCUGUAAUUAAGAACAGAAACACCCUUAUGCCUUAUAAAUACGUCCCAGCUGUGUUUUUCAGACCCGCGCUAGAGGUUCAGACAGUGGGGUUUCUGCCACCUUUGUAAGAGCUGGACAAUCUAAUGAAGGCUUAGUCAACCUUAGUUCUAAGUUGAACGCCUUGGGACACAUUUCCCUUUUCUUAGGAACUGCACAGAUGCCCAGAGAUAGUCAGAUUUUGAUAUGUGUAUAGUUAAAAAAAAAAUCCUUAUCUAUAUUGUUUUAACUGUAAGGAGUUAUCAGAAUGAUACCUGUUUAUGUCUGUCUUGCCUUCAUCUUUCAUUCCUGGGGCUAAAUGCUUACGGUUAAAACUGAAGGCUUGUUACAGAAUUCCAUCUCCCUCAGUAAAAUUAGGGACAAAGCUAGUCCACAGGAACACAAUGAUUUAGGUGUUCUUGUUUUUUUCUAAAGGUAGACAUUUUCUGUAUCCAUUACAAAGGUCCAAAUGCCCAGUCUAAUACAUGCUUUUUAUAAGAUCAAUUUAGAAAAGAGCUUUUAUUUUGUGAUACCAGUGUGUUCACAGUGCUUUGACAAAACAUACAGGGCGUGGGCUCUCUUGCCUUAUGUGCAGGAAAAGUUUUAUGUUUUUAAGCCAUUAAAGAAACUAGUUAUACAAAA
Molecule: messenger RNA, 3244 nt
Organism: Grus americana (Whooping crane)
Lineage: Eukaryota; Metazoa; Chordata; Aves; Gruiformes; Gruidae
Gene: RBM43
Product: RNA binding motif protein 43
Exons: 5
Coding region: 638-1678 (346 amino acids)
Molecular function (GO): RNA binding
Source: RefSeq, a predicted model, not a curated record